GGAGGCAGCAGUCUACGUCAAUCGGCUCUGUUGCCGUCGCUAGCCCUUCCUAGACCUAGUGGACGCUGUCAGCCUUCCCAGGACAUUGGCAAACGCUGUCACUCCGGCGUCGACCACCUCUGGCGAGCAACGACGCGAGACUGCCUUGGCAGACGCACUUGCCUGCAACCAGCCCCGCGGCGCGUCGGAGCGCGGUACCGGGACACGGGUGAGCUGCGGUAUUCGCUGCGGUCGCUGAGAUGAUAAGACGACGACCAGCGAUGAGUGUUAAUUUGUUAGUGUUGCUGGCCGCGCUCCUGCCGUCCGUGCAGCCCUUCGUGGCCGGCCCCGCGCCCGCUCUCGGGCCGGCGCGGCACGCGCGCGCGGCGCAACCGCCGCGCUGCGUCGCCCUGAGCGCGAAGAAGGCGAAGAAGGGCCCCAAGGGCGCCGCCGGCGCCGCGGCGUUGGCCGGCCUCGAGGCCCUCGAAGCGCUCGAGGCCGCCGAAGCGGCCGUCGCUGAACCCGAGGAGCCCGCCGCGCCGCCGCCCGCACCGAAGCUCAAGAAGAAGAAGGCCAAGAAGUCCGCCGGCAAGGGCGCCGGCGCCGGCGCCGCGGCCGACGCGCUCGCGGCGCUCGAGGCCCUCGAGGCCGCCGAGGCCCCGGAGCCCGAGCCUGUGGUUGCGGCGGCGCCCCCGAAGAAGGCCAAGAAGGCCAAGAAGGGCCCGAAGGGCGCUGCCGGCGCCGCGGCCGCCGCGGGCCUCGAGGCCCUUGAGGCCCUCGAGGCCGCCGAGGCCGCCGCCGAGCCGGAACCGGAACCGGAACCGGAACCGGAGCCCGAGCCCGAGCCCGAGAAGAAGCUCUCGCCCAAGGAGGCCAAACGACUCGCUCUGUUAGCGGAGCUCGAGGCCCUCGAUGAUGAUUUUGACGACAUACCCGUAAAGCCGAAGAAGCAGAAGAAGGACAAGAAGGACAAGAAAAAGAAGGGCAAGAAGCAGGAGGAGCCCGUCGCCGUCGAAGAGGAGGAAGAGUCGUUCGCGCCACCCACAGUAGCCGCCGAGGAGGCCGAGGAAGAGGUCACGCUCGAAGAGAAGAUGAAGCGGCAACGGGGCUCGGCUCGCGUGCGGCGCAUCGAGCAGUCUUCAAGUGGUGCGGCUACCGUACGGCUAGAGAAGGUCAGUGUGGUGUUCAAGAACACGGAGGUCCUGAAGGACGCGUCGUGGUCCGUGACGACGGGCGAUCGGGUCGGGUUAGUGGGCGCGAACGGCGGCGGCAAGACGACGCAACUCAAGGUGCUGGCGGGCGAGUUGGAGCCGACGUCGGGUGAUGUUGUCCUCUCGUCAGAAGGCGUGAAGAUCGCUUAUUUGAAACAGGAGUUUUCCGAGAGUCUGGACCCGUCGAAGACGUUACGCGAAGAACUCGCGUCGGUGUUCGUCAAGGAGGCCGAACUCCUGAAAGAGUUAGCGGAGGCGGAGGAAGCGUUAACUUCCGGUGAAGACGGCGCCCUCGAGAAGUUCGAGGAGCUCCAGCAAAAAGCCCAAGACGGCGACGCGCUGAACAUCGAAGCGUUGGUCGAUAGGGUCGCGCAGCAGAUGGGCUUUGGGGAAGCUGAUCUAGACGCCUUAGUUGCAUCGUUUUCAGGCGGGUGGAAGAUGCGCAUCGGGCUGGCCAAAGUUUUGCUCGAGCGGCCGGAUGUACUACUGUUAGAUGAGCCGACCAACCACUUGGACCUAGAAAGUGUAGAAUGGCUGGAAGCGUUCCUACGAGAACAAACGUUGGCCAUGGUCAUCGUGUCCCACGACCGGGAAUUCUUGGAUCAAGUGUGUACUAGGAUAGUGGAUACCGAUAGGGGUAUAUGUACCUCCUAUAAUGGUAACUACUCAAAAUUCCUACGAGCGAAACGCGAGCGCAUGAAGCAGUGGGAGGCCGCCUACAAGCGGCAGCAGGCCAAGAUCAAGACCGACAAGGACUUCAUCAAUAAGAACCGGGCCGGGAGCAAGGCGGCGCAGGCGAAGUCGCGCGAGAAGGCCCUGGAGAAAUUGCUAGCGUCGCCCGACUUGGUGGAGAGACCACCUUCUGAUGGUAAAGGGUUGCGGUUUAGAUUCCCGGAACCGCCUCGCUGCGGCAACGACGUCUUAGCUGUGAAUGAUGUUACCCAUGGUUAUGGCGACGUUACCUUAUUCGAGGACGUGUCCUUCGACUUGCGGAGGCGGGACCGGGUGGCCAUCUUGGGGGCGAACGGUGCCGGUAAGUCGACACUGUUACGCGUCGUGAGCGGCAAGGAGGACGCACGGGAAGGAGACGCGUCGUUCGGCAGCGCAAAUGUUAGGAUGCAGUACUUCGCCCAGAACCAGGCCGACGCCAUGGAUUUGACCAAGACUGUUAUGAGAACAAUAGAAGAUGCUUCCGCCGAAGGGGCUGAAAGAUCUUACAAUGAGCUCCGAGCUCUGUUAGGACAGUUCCUGUUCAAGGGCGACGACGUGCAGAAGAAGCUCGAAUCGCUGUCCGGUGGCGAGAAGGCUCGCGUGGCCUUGUGCGCCAUGAUGCUUAGUCCGUCGAACGUAUUGUUCUUGGACGAGCCGACGAAUCACUUGGACAUCCCCGCGAAGGAGAUGCUCGAGGACGCCUUGCGGCACUUUGAUGGUACUGUGGUGGUGGUUUCGCAUGAUAGGUACUUCGUCAGCCAAGUAGCCAACACCAUCUUCAAUAUUGAAGAUCAAAAAUUGCACCGUUGGGAUGGGGACUAUGCCUCUUACAUGGAGAACAAGGACGACCUGCGGGAGAGAGUAGAGGGACGGUACAUCAAGGGCUCGCAGUCCAUCAAGAAGGCGCGCUUCGUCGACCUGGAUGCCGUCGCCGAGGAGAGCAAGGGGGGCAAGAAAAAAUUUGGAGGAGGUUUGCACGGCGGUUCCGGGCGCAAGGACAAGGGCGUGAAGAACGCGAAGCGCAUGGCGUAGUUCUCGGCGGGGACUAGGAGUUUGUGCAUUUA
Pelagomonas calceolata is the source of this 2965-nucleotide messenger RNA. Lineage: Eukaryota; Pelagophyceae; Pelagomonadales; Pelagomonadaceae. The record is from the annotation of a GenBank genome assembly.